Molecule: messenger RNA, 1076 nt
Organism: Aspergillus vadensis CBS 113365
Lineage: Eukaryota; Fungi; Ascomycota; Eurotiomycetes; Eurotiales; Aspergillaceae
Product: DNA-directed RNA polymerase core subunit RPC19
Exons: 5
Coding region: 244-657 (137 amino acids)
Biological process (GO): DNA-templated transcription
Cellular component (GO): RNA polymerase III complex; RNA polymerase I complex
Molecular function (GO): DNA-directed RNA polymerase activity; DNA binding; protein dimerization activity
Source: RefSeq, a predicted model, not a curated record
UAAGCACUUGGUUAUUUGCGAAACUUGACGCAUACGACUCAUUUGAUUUCCUGUUCGCAUUUAGCUGGAGAUAUACUAUCCUCUGGAAUCUAUCCCUCUAAAUUGUCCCGCAUUCGCGACUCGCGUGUUACGCCACUAAGUACUUCUCUCCUCCGCUCCCCCCUCAAGAAUCACCACCACCACCACCACCACCACCUACCCCCUCAGAUCAGUACCUUAAACCUACAUACAACUCCAAUCAAUAUGCCCGCCUCCGUCCACUCCGAAGAACAAGACCAGUCCAUGCUGGACGCCUCCGCGCCCCAGGAAGAGCAGACCGACGUCCUCGAGCUGGAAGAGAAGCGCAUUGUUGUUUUGCCCGGCUCGUCCGACACUGCAGCUUCGUUCCAAUUCGAGGGAGAGGGUCACACUCUGGGUAAUGCGCUGCGAUAUGCGAUUAUGAAGAACCCCGAAGUCGAAUUCUGCGGUUACACUAUCCCCCAUCCUUCCGAGACAAAGAUGAAUCUUCGGAUUCAGACUUAUGAAACAACCACCGCCGUCGAAGCCCUCGAAAAAGGUCUCGACACUCUAAUGGACCUCUGUGAUGUCGUCACGGAUAAGUUCACCACUGCUCGGGAUGACUUUAAUGCUGCGCAGGCGGAUCGCAUGGAGGCUUAGGCAUAUACUUUUUCUCUUAUACAUAUUAUAGACUUUCCUGGGUGGUUUUGGCUUUGAACUGUGUGCUGUUUUAUGUUUUAUUAUUUGAUGGGAUUGAUGGCGUUGUGUGUGUAGAAAAGUUAUACCUUUUCCUUCUUUUUAUUUUUCGUUAUUCUUUGGGGGUGGCUAGAUGUGGUGUAUUGGUUGGUUGGCUGGGUAAGAUGCUGUGGUUUUGAGGGGGUGGAUUGAGUGAGGGAUAUCAUAGCAUCUGCUACAGUACUAAUAUAUGCUCAUAGAUAUGUGGGUUGGUCAUGUGGUUUGGGCUCUGUUGACAUUUGCUGGCUGUUAGCCCUGUAUAAAUGUAUUCGUCGCCUGUUCGUAUCAAGUACUACUACUAGUAGUAGUCUAAAAGCCUACAGUAGUAUCUUUCUCAUACGGAC